UCAGGUACCAGGGCAAAUGCAAUGCAUUUCCAGGCAUUCCUGUUGGAUGGACUGGUGAGGUGGAACGAGGACCGUGCGCAGACAGCAGUGGAGGGAAAGAACAGGCAGCCCCUGCUCUCCUACAGUGGCCACCUGCAGCACAUCCUUAACCUUAGCAGCCAAAAAGUGCUUGGCAAGGAACAGCGUAAGGACUACACCAAGCCUAGCAAGUACACGGGGGAACUCCUCGGAGUGGAGUACCUGUACUCGCAGACUGGCAGAGUGCUGCAGGAUGUCAGCGCGGACCCUGACCUUCCGGAAGAGGCAGCCGCCGUUGUGCAGCUCGACGAGGAGGACGAGGGCUUUCAGGAGGAUGUGGACCAGACAGUCCACAUCUCUCAUGUCACUCCCAUGAUCGCCCCGUCCUCCAGCUCAGCGGCACCUCUGUCAGGGGAACCCGCUGACGCACCCAGGUCUGGGCCAUCCAGUCCCACCGCCCCUGAAGACGGAAGCUCUCCUGAGGCCCCUGAUCAACACGGUUCUCCUCACCCUGAACACUCCUCUGAUUCAGAGGGGGAGACUCAAGGCCCUGAUGCUUGCCAGGGCCUUGGUGGAGGUGAGGAGCCGUCAGGGGCUGUCGGACCGCAGGGUAGACGGUCUGGUGGCGCUGUGGCUGGCGCUGCCAGACUUUGACAAGCAACGUUUGAUCUACCCUGCCCGACACCAGGAGAGGAUCGUUCAAGGGCGGUUCAAGGCAUCGAAGGGGAAGUCGUCCAUUAUCCUAGGAAAAGACUCUCUCCAACGGUAUGUUGUUAGUGUUCAUGUCCUCCACCUUACUAUUAUAUUGCCUGCCUUUACAUUAAGGUUCAUCAUUUUUCAAUGUUCUCUAAUUAUUUAUCUCCUCUGUUUCAGUUGCCUUCUCGGACUCAACUCGGGCCCUGCCAAUUGGCCGGGCACCAGCCGUUUGGUGGAGGCAAUUUGCAGUCAGCUCUGCCAAAUCCAUCCCAGCGCCACGCAGUCUGCCGGCGUCAAAAAGAGCAGGUGGGCGCUCAUUCUGGCAGACUACGUGGCCAUCAGGGAGGCAGUGCUGAACAGCCCGAGGUUGAUGGCCCAGACCAACCUUCAGCUCUUUGAGCUGAAUCAAAGGACCAUCAGUCAGUGGUAAGACAUUAACUUAUGGAAGACUUGUUACAUAAAGCCAUGUGACUAAUGACAAUCUGAGUGACAGCUUGCGUUUGUUUUCUCUACCUGUUUCAGGUACUCUCGGCGUCAGAAGGAGAGGGAGAGGAUGGUGCUGCAGCAGGGAUUGGGGCUCGCUGUUG
This is a messenger RNA of Salmo salar (Atlantic salmon), 1301 nucleotides long. The record is from RefSeq and is a predicted model, not a curated record. Lineage: Eukaryota; Metazoa; Chordata; Actinopteri; Salmoniformes; Salmonidae.